Messenger RNA from Mycena indigotica, 300 nucleotides. RefSeq names its product Profilin. Gene Ontology annotation, molecular function: actin monomer binding. Lineage: Eukaryota; Fungi; Basidiomycota; Agaricomycetes; Agaricales; Mycenaceae. The transcript is spliced from 3 exons. The record is from RefSeq and is a predicted model, not a curated record. Gene Ontology annotation, cellular component: cell cortex. Bases 1 to 300 code for a protein of 99 amino acids.
AUGAUCUCCUAUGUCCUGGACUCCUGGCAAGCAUAUGUGAACAAUAUGCUUUCGAGCGGAAAGAUCACGCAUAGCGCAAUAUUUGGGCUCGACGGAAGCGGGACGUGGGCCAGCAGUUGGGGAUACGACAUUUAUUCACGAGAGCAGACUGCCAUCAUCGCGGCAUUUAAUGACCCUGCCGCUGCGCGUGCGCACGGACUAGCGUUGUGCGGAAACAGGUUCAUGGUGUACUCUGUGGACGGGGGGAUGAUUUAUGGGAGGGGUGCGAUAUCAUAUAUCAUCAGGCACCAUUGGCUUUGA